Molecule: messenger RNA, 9049 nt
Organism: Macrosteles quadrilineatus (aster leafhopper)
Lineage: Eukaryota; Metazoa; Arthropoda; Insecta; Hemiptera; Cicadellidae
Product: serine/threonine-protein kinase MRCK alpha-like
Exons: 37
Coding region: 434-5734 (1766 amino acids)
Biological process (GO): actomyosin structure organization; peptidyl-threonine phosphorylation
Cellular component (GO): cytoskeleton; cytoplasm
Molecular function (GO): ATP binding; protein serine/threonine kinase activity
Source: RefSeq, a predicted model, not a curated record
AUAAAUAAUCAGUGAAUAAAUUGAAUGUAGAUUUUAGAUCACUGGCUAUUAAAAAACAAGUUAAAAGGGGUGUAGGGUAAAGUUGUCGUUAUUUUAACUUAAAAAUUUUGUUAUUGCCCUGUUUUUACAUAAUACUAGGCAAAAAGCGUCCAAUCUCCUAACCUUUGUGUGAACCCUUCUCACACUCCAAUUAGUGUACUACUAAUGAAACUAACAACACAAAUUCUCUUGACCCAAAACUAGUUUUGAAAAUUUGUUAGUAAAAAAAAGUGGGGAGUUCCAUCAAGUUAAUUGAUUUGUAAUUAAAGGUUGACAAUUAUUGAUAAAAUAGACGUUUCUAUGAGAGAACACAAUAGAUAAACAAUGGUGAUGUGUGGUAGAGGCGAACAUGAGAGAGAUAUGAUUUAAACUCAUUGGCCUUUAAUGUGCUCCGAUGUCUGACUCUACGACCAAGUUGGCGGCUCUGCCCGAUCCUGGGAGCACCUCUCCUUCAACAGGGGACCAGCGUCUGAGACAGUUGGAGGCCAUUUUUCUCGGAGGACCGAUACAAGGGCAGGGGAGAUGUUUCAGCAUAGAAACUCUCCUAGACAUCUUGAUCAUCCUGUACGACGAAUGUUGCAACUCCUCCUUACGGCGUGAGAAAACCGUCUCUGACUUCAUUGAGUUCGUAAAACCGGUUGCGACGUGUGUCAAGAACCUACGGUUAUCCAGGGAUGAUUUUGAGAUAAUCAAAGUAAUCGGUCGAGGAGCUUUUGGUGAAGUGUGUGUCGUGAAGAUGAAAGGUACAGAUAAAGUCUUCGCCAUGAAGAUCCUAAACAAAUGGGAGAUGUUGAAAAGAGCAGAGACCGCAUGUUUUCAGGAGGAACGUGAUGUAUUGGUAUAUGGUGAUAGAAGAUGGAUAACAAAUUUACACUACGCAUUUCAAGAUGAUAACAACUUGUAUCUUGUCAUGGACUACUACUGUGGUGGUGACCUUCUUACUCUGCUUAGCAAGUUUGACGAUCGCUUACCCGAAGACAUGGCUCGCUUCUAUAUUGCCGAGAUGAUUUUGGCCGUCAGCUCUAUACACAACCUUAGAUACGUACAUAGGGACAUCAAGCCAGAUAACGUUCUGCUGGAUGCCAACGGUCACAUUCGACUCGCUGACUUUGGCUCCUGUCUGAAGCUGUUUGAAGACGGAACUGUCCAGAGCAAUGUAGCUGUGGGUACGCCAGACUACAUUUCUCCAGAGAUUCUUCGGGCAAUGGAGGAUGGUCAAGGCAGGUACGGGCCCGAGUGUGACUGGUGGUCCCUGGGUGUCUGCAUGUACGAGAUGCUUUACGGGGAGACUCCCUUCUACGCAGAGUCCCUCGUAGAGACUUACGGCAAAAUCAUGAAUCACAAGAACUGUUUCGAUUUCCCGUCUGAACUAGGUUAUGAAGUAACAGAAGAAGCCAAAGAUUUAAUGAAGAGACUUAUAUGUACGGCUGAAUUACGACUUGGCCAAAAAGGUGUAGAUGAUUUUAAGAACCACCCGUGGUUUGCUGGUCUAGACUGGGUGACAUUGAGGGACUCAGUGGCUCCUUACAUUCCUGAAGUCUCGUCACCCACGGAUACCAGCAACUUUGAUGUGGACGACACUGUGAUCCGUACCUCAGAUACGCUUCCUCCCACAGCCAACGCUGCCUUCUCUGCUCUGCAUCUGCCGUUUGUGGGCUUCACCUUUACACAGGGCAGUCGAGUCAGUGAUCUGAGUCAUUUCCCCAUUAGUCCCAGUUCCCCCACUGGUGUACAUACUACCAACAAGCGCAUGCGUCUACUUGAAGAAGAGCAUCUUAUCAAAAAUACAGAUCCAAAAAGCAAUAAAACCAACGAUGAGGAGAGAAGAAUAUCCCCCACCAGUGAAUCAGGCAACGGACUACGUAGGUUGCAAGAUGAAAUCAAUAGGCUGACCAAGAGAAAUUGUGAACUUGAAAACCAGCUGAGAGGGUUAGAACAGAUGGCUGACAUCAAGGUCUCUCCUCUACCGCACAUGGACACCUUACAAAGAACUCGAGAACUUGAGAAGUGCCUCAGGCUACUCAAACAGGAGAAGGAAGAGGCUCAGAAGGAAAAGCAAGAUGCACUGGAGAAACUGAAACUUCAGGAUAAAGAAUUGAAGGAUGCUUUAAGUCAACGUAAAUUAGCAAUGUCGGAAUACACUGAAGUCACCGACAAAUUGUCAGAGCUGAGACAACAGAAGCAGAAGGUGUCUCGGCUGGUGAGGGACAAAGAGGAGGAGCUGGAGGUGGCCAUGGCCAAGGUAGACGCCCUCAGACAAGACAUGCGGAGGGCGGAGAAGCUACGGAGGGAGCUGGAGGCGAGGGUGGAGGAGGCGAUAGCGGAGGCAGGCAAGGAGCGCAAGCUGAGAGAACGGAGUGAGGAAUACUGCAGACAAAUGGAGCAAGAGACAGAGAGGUGGAGACAACAGAGGAGAGACUUGCCUCUCGGCAGUACAGACAGUCUGACCAUGUCUCCCAACACUCACUCACAGGAGAUAGCCAGGUUGAAUGCUGAAGUGGAGAGGUUAGAGGUGCAAUACAAGGAGUCUCUACAACAACAGCAGGCGAGGUACAGCAUAGAGAUAGCCAGCCUCAGGGAGCAGCUUGCGGAGGCAGAGGGACACCGGGAGAUGCUGGAGAGAGAGGUACAAAUGGCCAAAGAUAAGUUGGACUCUUCGCGUCUGGAGAAUCUAACGGACAGUGAAGAGACGAUUGCAGAGCUGUCUCGACGACAUGAUAGAGACAAACUCAUGCUGCUAGAGGAGAACAAGAAUCUCAUUCUGGAGGUGGAAAAGAUGAGCGAUGAACUGAGCAGGCUACAGUCGGAGAGGAGGUUGAGAGAAGAUGAGUACGAGGAAUUGAGAACCAAACAAGAGGCCAUUGCUCAGUGGGAGGCACAGAUUACGGAGAUCAUACAAUGGGUGAGUGAUGAGAAGGAUGCGAGAGGCUAUCUACAAGCACUUGCCACCAAGAUGACUGAAGAGUUAGAGUUCCUAAAACAUGCUGGCAUAGCCAACGUCCCCACCUCGGACAAAAAUUGGAGGAAUCGUCGGUCGCAGAAGCUUGAGAAGAUGGAGUUGUUGAAUCUACAGAGCAGCCUUCAGUCAGAGAUACAAGCCAAGACAGCCAUCAGUGAGGAGCUUAGCAAGACCAGAUCUGAUCUAGUGGCCUCUCAGAAAGAGUUGCGAGACUUCAGGCAGCGUUACGACAGCAUCUCUCACGAGUUGAAGCGCAAGGAGAUGCAGAUUAAGGAGUUACAAGGUCGUCUGGACUCAGGCGAAGGAUCCUUUGGGGAUGUAGUCAACGGUGUUGAAAUUCGUUUAGCUUCUCAACAUUUACGGAUUCUGGAGCGACCCUCGUCCCAGAUGUCGUACCUCGACCACUUCCUCAAAGAGACGUCGGCGCGACACGGUGGCUCGGUGGAGAGUGAGGAGGGAGACAUCGAGGAUAACCGAGCUCCCUCGAUAGCAAGUAGCAAGAGUAACCUGUCAGAGAUGAGCAUGGACCAUCACGGCCAUCAUCACCACCAUCACCAUAGUCAUAGUCAUCUGCCUCCCAAGCCCAAACAUCAUCAGUUCCUGGUAAGGACGUUCUCCUCUCCCACCAAGUGUAACCACUGCACCUCUCUCAUGGUGGGACUGACUAGACAGGGAGUGGUGUGUGAAGUGUGCGGCUUCGCCUGUCACAUGGCCUGCUGUGAUAAAGUACCACCGGUCUGCCCCGUGCCUCCCGACCAAACUAAGAGGCCGCUUGGCAUUGACCCUACGCGAGGCAUCGGCACAGCGUACGAGGGCUAUGUCAAGGUACCCAAGACUGGCGGAGUGAAGAAAGGCUGGGUGAGGCAGUUUGUGGUGGUCUGUGACUUCAAGCUGUUCUUGUACGACAUCUCGCCUGACCGCAACGCAUUGCCUUCAGUGUACGUCAGUCAGGUGUUGGACAUGAGAGACGAAGAGUUUGCUGUGUCUAGUGUGCGUGACAGCGAUGUCAUACAUGCCACCAAGAAGGACAUCCCCUGUAUAUUCAGGAUAACAACGUCACUAAUGGACCCUCCAGGUCUCAAAAACCACACACUCAUGUUGGCUGACACUGAGAGUGAAAAGAGCAAGUGGGUGGUGGCACUGAGUGAGCUGCACAGGAUACUAAAGAGGAACAACCUUCCCAACACUACGGUGUUUAGAGCUAAGGAGUUGUUGGACAACACGUUGGCCUUUAUCAAGAACGCCAUGUCAGGGGCCAUCAUAGACCCAGACCGCCUUGUAUUGGGCACUGAGGAAGGAUUGUUCUGCUUGGAUUUGGAUCGCUCUGAGAUCGCUCGUGUUGGAGAGGGAAAGAAGAUCUUCCAGCUUGAAUACGUUGUGGAAGAGCAAGUCUUGGUUUUAUUAUCAGGCAAACAACGUCACCUGAGGCUGAUACCAGUGAGAGCGCUGGAUGGUGAUGAGGUGGAGUGGAUCAAGGUGGCUGAGACUAAGGGAUGUAUCACAUUCACUACAGGGGUCAUGACUAGGACGCCUCAGCUGGCCUACUGUCUGUGUGUGGCCAUCAAGCGACAGAAUACAUCGCAGGUGAUCAUCUAUGAGAUAACAAGGACCAAGCUUCGCCACAAGAGAGUAAGAGAGGUGAUGUUGCCCACUCAGGCCCAGUCAUUACACAUCUUCAGUGAGGGCAGACUGUGUGUGGGAUACCAGUCAGGCUUCAGUGUGUACAGCAUCAUGGGAGAUCACCACCCUCUGUCCCUGAUCCACCCGGACAACCAGCUGAUGGGGUUCCUGUCGUACAGUGCUGUGGACGCCAUGCGAGCUGUAGAGUUACCACGUGGAGAGUUCCUUCUAGUCUUCCAGUCUCUGGGUGUCUACGUGGACAGCCAGGGACGCAAGUCUCGCGACACUGAGCUCAUGUAUCCCGCUGUGCCUACUGCCGUCAGUUACUGUGACGGACAGCUGCUAGUCUACACCGAGACACACAUAGAUGUGUUCAACGCAGCCAGUGGUGAGUGGCUACAGACGAUUAACCUGAAGAGAGCGCGACCUCUCAACACCACAGGCUCUCUGAGUAUCUGUGUCAUCAACGACAUGCCUCACAUCGUCUACCUCAACAACAUACACCAGCGUGAGCUGAUCAAUGUGACAGUGUGUGACCCGACAGGCAAGGCAGUGCCACGACCCAGACGCAGGUUCUCUAUCAGAGAAGGUCAUCGGACUACACGGGCGCCAGACAGGAGGUCCAAGAUGAUCUCAGCCCCUACGAACUUCAAUCAUAUCAGCCACAUGGGGCCUGGGGACGGCAUACAGAUACAGCGACUGCUGGACCUGCCUACAACACUGGAGACAGCUGAUCAGCAACCUCUCUCACAGCAGAGGAUAGUACAUGGUCCCAUGGUGAGCAGCAAGAUGGCACAUCAACCCCCCCGCCAUCCUCCCAUGCUGGAACCACGUCAUUUACCCCGUCAGUCAUAUUCUGGACACAAUGGUUCAACGACGAGGCGGGCCCCCGCACCUCCCCGCCCAUCAGUCACUCCCCCCGCUCUGCCCCGCACUCCCGACACUCUCAGUCACCACUCGGACAUGGAGGCAGGCCACCACAGUUUACAUGACAUCUCCAAGGACCAGGUGGUAGCGUCCAGUCCCAGACACUCAAUAGCUUCCAACAACAGCAGCAACCCCUCCACGCCCCCCUCCCCUGGCCACGACCACAACUCUUCUAGUUACGACAGUUAGACGUAAUAUAUCAGAUCUGUGACGAAUCUUUCGAGUACUUAUUAAUAUUAGUAAGUAAUCUUUUUUAAAUCUCCAUAUUGUAUUUAUAUGAAAAUACUAACUGAAUAUUUUAACUGAUGUUAUUAUAAAAAUCUGUAUAUAGUUGUUUCUAGGUAGAUAAAUUAUAAAUAUACCUAGUCCGUAAGAGUUGUACACAGCUAGCGGAGUUUUAUUAUCGGACAAGACUCGAUAUUAUGAAUGUUUUUAGAUUGUACAUUUUUAUAUAUUUGUGUUUCUAGUAUUUAUUAUUUUAUAAAAAAGUGAUCUAAUUUAAAUUAUUAAGGAAGUACAACUUAGAAAUUAGAUUUUUGUAUAAAUCAGAUCGAACAUUUCUUUAUCUUCUGUCCCUUGUACAAAAGGUCCAAAUCUGGCCUAGUAUGCAUUUCUGGUGUGUUUUCUUUUGUUACCACUAACUUUAGUUGUGUAAGUCUUAUUUUGGUGCUACUUAUUAUGUUAUGUAGAUUACACAUAUUUAGGACAUCACGCCUCACUAUAAUUUUGUGGUGGUGCUUUUACAGCUGUUUGUUUCACAACCGGAUAGCUAUGCGUAAUGGUUUUUGCAUGUACCACUUUUUUCAUGAAUAAUUUGUACUAUGCAUAUUUACAUAAUUUUUUGUAUAUUGGCUGCAUUCUCUUGACCUUAAGUAAUCCAGUUUCUACUUACCAAACCAACAUACAACCAACCAUGAACAUUUCAAAAUAAUAUUAAUGAGUAAUAAUGAUUGUCCUAUUACUAACAUUGUUAUUUAAAUACUCUUGUGUUUAAACUACUUAAAACUAGCCACAAUUUAUAAGAGCCGCGGUAUAUUUUUUUCGCUAUGGCCUAAUGUUCCUCCUGUUUUAUCAUCCUCUUUAAGUUUUUUGUUUAUUGACUAAGGCGAAGCCAAAGUUAGAAAAUGAGCGAUGGUCAAAAAGACAUUUUUUUUUCUUUUUAGUGAACUAUAUAUAUUAAAUAUUUGUAGUGAAAUUACUAUGUAACACAAUGAUAAACUCAAACAAAUUUUAAUGACGAUACAAUAAUAUAUAGGCCUAAUAUAUAUCUCAGUCAAGAUUUUCUUCAGACAAAAAACAGUGGAUUGAUUUUAGCAAAAAUAAUAAUGUUCUCAACUCCAGCUGUUGGGGAAAUACAAGCAACUUUAGGCCUGCUAAGCGUGUAUUAAAAUCAGUUGGUUUUUCUUUAGUAUUUCUUUAGUAUUCUUUAGUAACCUGGAAACUUUUUGAUAUAGAUUUAAUAUUUUAAAAUAUUAUUACCUACGACCGUUUAUUAAAGUAGCCGUUUCAGUACAGUUAUUAGAAUUGAAAAGUAUCUCAUAACAGCACUGUUUACUUUCAUAACAGCAUAGUUUUACUCAUAACACACGGGUAACGGACCAAUGAGGUUCAAGGAUUGAGAGAGGAGAAGUAAAAUUGUAAUAUUCGAAAUUCAACUAAUCAGCUGUUCAGGCCAAUUUAAUUGUUGAUUGGUGCAAUUAGUGUUUGAUACAAUGUUUCGUUGCAUCACUGUCACUGGCAAUGAGAGGUUAUAAACGAAAACAUAACCUCUUUUAGAAGUUUUGAGUAGUGAUGUUUUGUAAUUAAAACAAUGUCGUAGGUAAAGUAGUGUACGCAACUCGCGUAAAUAGUGUUAACGACCCUCGUAGAAGUUUUUAAGACACUCGCCAAGGUUUGUACCUUAAAUUUUCUACUCGUGUCGUUAACACUAUCUUUACGCAAUCAUUGAGUAAACUACUAUUACAUGUGGCCAAAAUAUUAUUCAAACUAAACCAACGAUAUUGGAACAUAAGUUUUUUUGUAAAUUCAUCUCAUCACUUAAUUGUAGUGGUGGGUGAUCUCGGUGUCUGUUUGAUGGUUAUAACUUGACUUAGUAAUGAGAGAACAGCUGUGAAGCGCUGCCACACGCUUUACCAUCGCUUUACAAUUCGCUUCAUCUUGAGGUUUUGAGACUAUCAGUAUUGUAUUAUAGACUCUCCACAGCAUAUGUGUAUAUCUUGUAUAGUCUACGUAUUGUAUACUUCCAAGUGCUUGACAAUAGUUGAGGAUUCUGCCAUAAGACUGUUAUUUUGCUUGGUUAUUAUCAUGCUUGGUGUAUAUCUGUAUCGUAAUCCUUACGUUCGGUCGUUGCCAUGUGAAUCAGCUCGCAUUUGUUAUCGAGUGCUCAAGUGAUAAUUUUGUUUAGUCGAAAUUCGCCAUGUAUAAUACGUGUGUUGGGAAUUUAUAGAGUUUUACUGUAGAUCGCAAGUUUUUUUUACUACGGUUUUCGUUUUUUAGAUGGAUAUAAAGUAUAAAUAGGUAUACUUGUUGAAGUAUCGUAAUGUGAGUAUUUUAAUGCUCGGAGAUUGUAGUUAAACUGUUAUUCUUCGCGUCGACUCUAAAAACGUUUAUGUAUCUGAACUAAAAUCGUCUAUUAGUUGUCAAAAUUAAAUAUUGUUGAUUGGCAACCUAGCCAAACUGCCUUAACCAUACCUGGCCUAAAGGUUCUACGCUCAGCAAUAAUCGCUUUUUCGUUUGUUUGCAACAAUUUAAAUUUAUCCGUGCGUUUGUAUACAGGACUUUUCAAACACAAAUAAUUAACAUAUCAACGUUACUCCAAUGGCUUACUUUGUCAUAGUCUUGUAUAUCUAAUGUUUAAGGUAAUUUUAUAUCUAAUUGUUCAGAUUACAUUGUUAAUAGUCGAUCCGACUGAUAUCUCUAGGUAUCACCCACUUAUUUAUACAGACUGCACCUAUUAUGUUUAACCUGACGCUUCAUCAUGUAUGUAUAGCACUGAAACUAUUAUUUGCAAUAUGUAUUUAUCAGAAGUGAUGUAUUAUUUCUAAGUAUUAUCUGACUCAAAUCACCUCGGUCUCAGUGAUUUCAUUUGUUUGCAUUUCCAAAGAUGUAUCUAAGAUUAUAAGGUUAUUGUAUCAGACAGUCAAUUCAUUGUAUUGAGGCAAUAACUUAGUAAUACCGGUAAAUGUACAUAAUAGAGAUUGUUGAAUUUUAAUCCCGAUCAUAUUUGUCUUUUUAAUUUCAUACAUUAUCAUUAUUUAUUUUUAGUAUUUAUUUAUUUGAUAUAAAUUAUAAUGUUUUUGUGUGAUAAUUUUUUCUUAAGAUCAAUGUGUGUUUUUUAAAGAUGUUUUUUCGUUGUGUGGUGUUACCUUGAUUUCUGCCAUCAUUUGAUCGGAACGGUUGACAAUAUAUGUACAGUUUACAUCUUAAUGAAAUUUUUCAAUCUGUGACAUGUAUUUUGAUUUCUAUUUAUUGAUAUUCGUUUAGGAAACCAUAGUAAAAAUUUAC